UUUGCGUGCAGCAGAGGAGGAGGAGGCGGCGAAGCAGAAGAAAAGUGCUGCUGUUUGCGGGAUCACUCACAAAGUCUCUCCUUUCUGCUUCACUGGCAUCGCUGCUGGGAGAGCUAACAGACUGUUUACUGUUUAUUUUAAUCGGCAGUAACGAGGUCUUCUCUUCCAAACAUCAACGCUAACCUCGCUAUCGCACCUGCCUCGGAACAUGGACAACAAAGACUGAUCACACUACGCUUUGCGGCAACACACCGAGACAACCUUACCUAGGAAACCGCAGAGAUAUUCAUUUAUUUCAGAGGCUGGGCUGCACACGAGAGGCUGGUGCUGCAGAAGGGGGUUUAUGUGCUCGACAUUUGCUGGUGGACCUCCAUAUUGCAGGCCUAUCGGAGCCUGGAGGGUUUAAUUAUAGCAACACUUGGAUGCGCGCUCGGACAUCCAGCAGGAGAGACAUUUUCAAGGGUCGAGGCGGAGAAUCUCAGGCCUACAUCAGUGUUUUAAUUAUUUAACAAUCCCUGCAGGACAGUACCAAGCAUCCGACCAUUUUUGAUUGGUCUCCGUCUGCAAUCCUGUGUGUUCAAUGUUUCCUUAAAAACACAGGAGCAUAAUGUGGGUCAUUCCCGAAGAUGUGUUACUGGCGGGCGCAUUGUGGAUCACCGAGAGAGCCAAUCCAUAUUUCAUACUCCAGAAACGGAAGGGCCACGGGAAUGGAGGCGGAGGACUGGCUGGUUUGCUGGUCGGGACCCUGGAUGUGGUUUUGGACUCCAGCGCUCGCAUGGCCCCGUAUAGGAUCCUCUACCAGACCCCCGACUCUCUGAUUUACUGGAUCAUCGCUCAUGGAACGUCUCGUAAAGAGAUCACGGAGCACUGGGAGUGGCUGGAGAACAACCUGCUGCAGACGCUCUCCAUCUUUGAGAAUGAGAACGACAUUACCACCUUUGUCAAAGGAAAAGUCCAGGGCAUCAUUGCUGAGUACAACAAGAACCACGACGUCAAAGAGGACGACGACACGGACAAGUUCAAGGAGGCGAGCGCUAAGUUUCGUAAACUGUUCGGGAUGCCGGAGGAGGAGAAGCUGGUCAACUAUUACUCCUGCAGCUACUGGAAGGGAAAAGUGCCGCGACAGGGCUGGCUCUACCUCAGCAUCAACCACCUCUGCUUCUACUCGUACCUGCUGGGAAAAGAAGCCAAACUGGUGAUGCGUUGGGCAGAUAUCACUCAGCUGGAGAAGAGCGCCACCCUCCUGCUGCCCGACGGGAUCAAAGUGAGCACCCGCCUCAGCGCGCACGUCUUCUCCGUCUUCCUGAACAUCAACGAGACCUUCAAGCUGGCGGAGCAGCUGGCAAACAUCGCCAUGCGGCAGCUGCUGGACAACAAAGGCUUCGAGCAGGACCGCUCGCUGCCCAAGCUCAAGAAGAAAUCCCCCACCAAGGUGUCGGCUCUCAAGAGGGAUUUGGAUGCGAGAGCGAAGAGUGAGCGUUACCGAGCGCUCUUCCGUCUGCCCAAAGACGAGAAGCUGGACGGACACACAGACUGCACCCUGUGGACGCCCUUCAACAAGAUGCACAUCCUGGGACAGAUGUUCGUUUCCACCAACUACAUCUGCUUCACCAGCAAGGAGGAGACGCUGUGCAGCCUCAUCAUUCCCCUACGAGAGGUGACCAUCGUGGAGAAGGCAGACAGCUCCAACGUGCUGCCCAGCCCGCUCUCCAUCAGCACCAAGAACAGAAUGACAUUCCUGUUUGCUAAUCUGAAGGACCGGGACUUCCUGGUCCAGAGGAUUUCUGACUUCCUGCAGCAGACCACCUCCAAGAUCUACCUGGAGAGAGAGCUCACCGGCAGCCUGACCAGCUCCGAUGACGAGGUUUACUCCCAGCAUGGGUCCCUGCUCUCCAGCAGCCCGCAGAACAGUGUGAGCUCAGAAGGCGAGCGCACGUUCAACCUGAACGACAGCAGCGUGCCUACAGCCACUCAAGCUCUCAUGACCAUGUACCGCCGCCGCUCACCUGAGGAGUUCAACCCCAAGCUGGCGAAGGAGUUCCUGAAGGAGCAGGCGUGGAAGAACCACUUCACAGAGUACGGGCAGGGAGUGUGUAUGUACCGCACGGAGAAGACCAAGGAGCUGGUCCUCAAGGGGAUUCCUGAGAGCAUGAGAGGAGAGCUCUGGCUGCUCUUCUCUGGGACGAUCAACGAGAUGGCCACCCACCCCGGAUACUACGAAGACCUGGUGGAGAAGUCGAUGGGGAAAUACAACCUGGCGACAGAGGAGAUCGAGAGGGACCUGCACCGCUCGCUGCCCGAACACCCGGCCUUUCAGAACGAGAUGGGCAUCGCCGCGCUGCGCAGGGUCCUCACGGCCUACGCUUUCAGAAACCCCAACAUCGGAUACUGUCAGGCUAUGAAUAUUGUGACCUCUGUGUUGCUGCUCUACGCCAAAGAAGAGGAGGCUUUCUGGCUGCUGGUGGCGCUCUGUGAGAGGAUGCUGCCCGACUACUACAACACCAGGGUUGUAGGAGCCCUGGUGGAUCAGGGGGUGUUCGAGGAGCUGGCCCGUGAGUACGUCCCUCAGCUGUACGACUGCAUGCAGGACCUCGGGGUCAUCUCCACCAUCUCUCUCUCCUGGUUCCUCACCCUCUUCCUGUCCGUCAUGCCGUUUGAGAGCGCCGUGGUGGUGGUGGACUGCUUCUUCUACGACGGCAUCAAGGUCAUCUUUCAGCUGGCGCUCUCCGUGCUGCACGCCAACAUCCACCAGCUGCUCAGCUGCAAGGACGAUGGAGAGGCCAUGACUGUUCUCGGCAGAUACUUGGACAGUGUGACCAAUAAGGACAGCACCCUCCCUCCCAUCCCCCACCUGCACUCCCUACUGACAGACAAUGGAGAACCACAUCCAGAUGUCGACAUCUUCAAACUGGUCCGCAGCUCCUACGAGAACUUCGGUUCAAUCCGUGCAGAUGUGAUUGAACAGAUGCGUUUCAAACAGAGACUGAGGGUCAUCCAAACCAUUGAAGAUACAACUAAACGCAACGUGGUCAGGACCAUUGUAACAGAGACUGCCUUCAGCAUUGAUGAGCUGGAGGAGCUCUAUGUGCUCUUUAAGGCGGAGCACCUGACCAGCUGUUACUGGGGCGGCAGCAGCAACCCCACGGAGCGCCACGACCCCAGCCUGCCGUACCUGGAGCAGUACCGCAUGGACGUGGAGCAGUUCAGGGGGCUGUUCAACCUGCUGUUCCCCUGGGCCAAUGGGGCGCACUCCGACCCCUUGGCCCUGCGCUUCUUCCGCAUGCUCGACCAGAACGGAGACGCACUCAUCAACUUCCGGGAGUUCAUCAGCGGCCUGGGCAUCUUGUGUUACGGGGAGCUCACCGAGAAGCUGAAGCUCCUCUACAAGCUGCACGUCAUUCCUGAAAUCCCUCGUGAGGAGCCUGACUCUGCGUUUGAGGCGACUCAGUACUUCUUUGAAGACAUCGCUCCAGAAACAUCCAUCGGUCACGACUCAAAGAGCAGCAGUGAGAAGGAUGAUGGUUUUGUCAGAGUUACAUUUAAGACUGAAAAAGUGAAGAAACUGAAAACUCCUGAAUGUCGCAAUUACCUGAAACUGUGGAACCAGGAGACAAAAUCUAAACUGGAAAACACAAAGGAUCUCCCCAAGCUGAGUCAGAGCCAGUUUAUCGAGCUGUGCAAGACCCUCUACAGCAUGUUCAGUGAGGACGCUGCGGAGCAGGAGCUGUAUCACGCCACCGCCACCGUCACCAGCCUGCUGCUGGAGAUGGGAGAGGUGGGGAAGCUGUUCUCUCCUGGCAGGAAGGAUCACAACAUGGAGGGUAAACCAGAGCCAGAUGUGUGUACCAGAGACGCCACAGAGCCCAAAACAAACCAAGAGGCCGUGCCUGCGUUCCGGCAGCGAGUCCAGGAUGAUGAUUUUGCCCCUGAAGGUGUAGAGAGCAAGCAAAGCCCCUGUGAGGAUGGGAAGCAGGAGGAAGGGAGUGAGCAGCUGCCUCCAAUGCAAGACAUCAAGCUGGAGGACUCGUCCCCCAAAGACACGGGCACUUCCUCCGCCAUGCUGAUCUCUGAUGACGAGACCAAAGAUGACACCUCGAUGUCGUCUUACUCGGUGCUGAGCGCGGGCUCCCACGAGCUGGACGAGAAGCUGCAGUGCGAGGACAUAGCAGACGACACGGUGCUGGUGCGCAGCGACCCCGGGGGGGAGAGGGGGAGCGCUCCCCACAGCGGGGGGGCCUACGACAGAGGGAUGCCUCACAGCACCAGCAUCGAUAAAGACUGGACCAUCACGUUUGAGCAGUUCCUGGCCUCUGUUCUCACUGAGCAGGCCCUGGUGAUUUAUUUCGAGAAGCCGGUGGAGGUGGCGGCUCGUAUAACUAACGCCAAAAAUGUGCGUAAAGUGGGGCGCUCGCUGUCUUCAAGUGACUAUGAUAUCUCGCUAUCUGGCUGAGAUUCCACACACAGACUUUUUAAAAGGGAAGCAUGGUCAUUGUGUAUAAAAAGUCUCGGUGAGUUUCAGAGGACAAUGAAGGUCAGUGUAUGAUAGUUGAAUGAAUGUGACCAGAACUGGCUCUUAGCGAUGUAUUAUACGAGAUGUGAAAGACUUUUAUUAUAACAAUCACUAGAUUCUGUCCAGCGGAGAGCGAUGGGACAUUAAUAUUAAGGUUUGCUCAAAUGAAAUUGGUGUCUAUGUAGUAGCUGUACUUUAUAAGACAUUAUGCAUAAGUGUUGAUAUUGUAAUCUGUAGUUACUCUAGUACUCUUAGGCUACGUAGAUGUACAUGUCCACAGAAACAGUACAGUGCUAAACUGGUCUACAUACGAUCACCCUAACAUUAUAUCUGGUCAAACUGUCGCUGCAUUACUUUACAUUUGCUGUUAAUCAUGAAACGAUUUUUUGUUUCUCUUCAAAUGACUAUAUGGUAAAAAUGCAAAACGAAGCUGUGAAAAUUCAACGAUAUACUGAAUUUUCAUGAAUAAUGUCUCACUUAAACUGUUGACUGAAGCUAUUGUCUUUUCACACACACAAUAUACGACAUCCUAAACAUUCACUCCCUAACAUAAUAUUCCCAUUAAUUGCUUCGAUGGGUUUUCUCCGGUUAUUUAUUGGUAAUAUCAAACCAUAAGAAAAUGACUAACACCUGAUAUUUAAGGAUUCUGUGUGUCUUUAGACACAAAAAAAUGCUGUUGAAUGAAAAAGUUGCACUUUCUUUAUGUGAUCCACUAAGAUAUUAAGGCCUUUUUUUAAAGAACCUGUUUUAACCUUUGUGCUCUGUACAUUUUUACUUUGCUGUUUUUAUGUAAAUAUGUUUUUUUAUUUUAAUUGUCCUGGUGGUUUUACUCUGGAUGAUGAUGCAUUGUAUCACUCCAUCUUAUUAAAGUUACGGUAUGAUUCGAUGCUGCACAGUU
Molecule: messenger RNA, 5408 nt
Organism: Gymnodraco acuticeps
Lineage: Eukaryota; Metazoa; Chordata; Actinopteri; Perciformes; Bathydraconidae
Gene: tbc1d9
Product: TBC1 domain family, member 9 (with GRAM domain)
Exons: 21
Coding region: 608-4450 (1280 amino acids)
Molecular function (GO): calcium ion binding
Source: RefSeq, a predicted model, not a curated record